UCCUAUAUCUAUUAGGCGUCAAGCUUUGCCGUUAGUAUUUAGAGCAAACACAGUGUGAUUAGUGAUCAGCUGCAAGGACGGAGUUGCUAUGAAUGCGGUUAAGAAAUUGAAAAAAGAAAUGGAAUCUAGUUUCUAUGUUGCGUGAAGAAGUGUUCCGGUUGCUAUGGCAACGGAUGUCAACAAACCCAUCGUAUACGUCCUCGGUGUCUCGCAUACGCAUAUAUUACGCUCUCGCGUUUACGAGAUUAAUUAAUAAUAAUAAUAACCGUUUUAGAAAACAAUGAUGGGAAUUGGAAUCGAUCGGUUUCGAGGAACUGAAGACGGGAAUUAAUAAGUGGGCGGGAAUCGUUCAAUUUAUGGUUCAAACUGGCACCAGGUGUUACUAGACCGCACUCGGGACGUUACUCUAUAUACUUAUGUCGCUCAAGUGAUAUAUAUACUUGAAGAGCGAUGCCCUUCGAAUAUCAGUCUCUCUAUUUACGUCGGCGACGAAUCUGACCACCUUCCUCCUCCGGCGGACCAAAAAAUGUCGAUCUCUAGCGACGACAGCUUCUUCGGCGACGAAUCGGAGAAGGCGGACUCCUCCGACGGGAGGAAAAACGAGAAAGAUGAUGACGACGGUGGUGACGUCCAGGGCAUCGAUGGUGAGGAGGAGGAGGAGGAGGAGGCCGGAGGGGAGGGAAGAAGGAACUCCGAUAAUGAUGAUGGUGGUGAGGAGAGAGAUAGAGAGGGAGAGGAGGAAAACGUCAUCGUCGAAGAAGAAGAAGAAGAAGAAGUGUACGAAGAGGAGGUAUUUGACGAAGGCAGUGAAGAAGAAGAAGAAGAAGAGGGGAAGAAAGAUAAUGUUGACGAGUUGAAGGAAGACGAGAGAGAUGAUGAUAAAAGCGAUAACAAAAGUGAGACCGAAGAAGAUAAAGAAGACAAAAGCGACGACGAAAGCGAAGAAAACCGUAGCGAAAUGGGGGAGGAGGAGGAGGCCGAAGGCGACGAUGACGAGAAAGGAAGCGAAAACGCGGGAGAACUGGAAGAAGGCGCGAACGAAGAAGAAGAGGAGGAGCUGGAGAACCUCUUCUUCGCCAACCAUUCCCCGACUUCGAGUUCGACCUCCUCGCCGUCGAAGCAGCGUCGAGGGGGAGGAGGAAGACCCUCAUCCUCGGGCGGGAAUAACCAGAUGAAGGUUCUCAUCACCACCACCGCCGCCGCCGCUAACAGACAGCGGGAGGAGCACUCGACGUCGCCUUGUUCCUCCGAAGAUUCUCGCAAGGCCGUCGCUUUUGAUACACCUGACAACAGCAGAGCUUCCAGUACCACCCACUUCAACCUUCACCCGGGGAGCCAUCCCACUUCACCAUCCAAAUACCCGCCGCCUCCCUUGCUGGUCACCAAAAGCCCCGUGCACAGCAGACCUGCCUCAGCCAGGAGGUCGGGAGGCAACUCACCCAGGUCAUCUUGUGGUGAAAUAAGUGACAGAGGCCCAUCAGUGCGAGAUGCACUGGAAACAGGGGCCUCAAAGAUCCCUGGGGAGGGAGCGCCCUUGCCUUCAGGAAAUGCAGGAGAGGCGGGGGGCAGUCGGGGACUCUCUAAUACGAACAAUGGAAUCAACAGGGUUCUGAGCAAGAAAGAACAGUCUUCCAGAGGUGACCUCACGUCCCUGAAGCCACGUCCCAAGUCAGCCAUCACCCAGCCGAAGAUCAUGGGGAGGGGUCCUUCGGUGGCCGGGAGUCGAAUACAACUCCCACGUCACAGGCCCCUCGGGGACUACUCUCGCAGUCUCCAGAUGUUGGGCGUCAAGGUCCCGCCACCAGCUCCGAAGACACCCAAGACACCGAGGUCUUCGUCCUCGCAGUCGUGGCAGAGCGAGGGGAAGCUCCACACCCGUGUGACCAAGAGGUCGACCUCGCUGGAAGAUGUGACCUUAGCCAUACCCCAGGUCAAGGAGCCCGAGACUUUGAGGGACCUCCAAGUGGACGAAGCCCAGAGGGCCACGCUGAGCCAGGCCAUCUACGAGGAGUGGUACUUCCGGAGGUGCAAACAGAUCCGCUCACGCAGGACCAAAGACAAACGGAAGGUUAUAGAGGAGCAGCGCGAAAAGGAGGCGAUCCAGCAGGAGAAGGAGGGCAAGGUGAGCGUGGCCGUGGCCGAGUGGAAGGAGAAGAAGACGGAGCAGCGGAAGAAGGAGAAGUCGAGGAAGCAGGAGGAGGAGUCGAAGAAGCAGGACGAGGCGAAGGCGAAGGACGAGCAGCAGAUGAAGGUGACGGCGGCCGUCAUCGCCUGGGAGACGGAGAAGAUCGAGCUGGCCAAGAAGAGGCGGGAGCGGAGGCGCCAGGAGAUGGACGUCCUCAGGAACAAGGAGCUCGAGAAGCUGCACAAGAAGGAGGAGGCCCAGAUGAUUUUCCUGUCGUGGAAGGAGCAGAAGAUCCACGAAGAGAAAGAGAAGCGGAGGAGAAUGAGGGAGGAAGAGGAGGAGCGCAGGAGGAGAGAGGAGGAGGACCUUCGGGAGAAGAGGGAGGUUGCCGAUCUCGCCUACAGCCACUGGAGGAGGAGGAAGCUGCAGGAAGAGGGAGAGAAACUCCAGAAAGUCUACGUCAAAUCGGAGAUGGUGGCUGCCGAGGAGUCCAGGAGGCGCCUCCACAGGUCCUCGGAAGCCCUCAACGCCUACGAGAACUGGCUGGACGGCAUCGAGGAGCGCGAGGUGGUCAGGAAUUACUCGAACACUCGAGCGGCCGUCCUGCAGACGAACCGACCUCCCUGGUGGCCGGGUGGGACCCACAACUCUCUUAUGGGCUCCUGUUGAGACGUUCCUCCCGGGGAAGAGAGAGAGAGGAGGGAUGUGAGAAAGAGAGAGAGAGAGAGGGAGAGAUAGCGAGAAAGAGAAAGGCGUGAGUGAGUCUGUAAGGGGCGGGGUAGUACUACUACUACUGGGAAAGAAACGAAAAAAGGACCAUGAGUGUGUGUGUGAGAAAGCUCCUCUUCAUCAGACGGAAUGUGAGCCACGGAAUUGCUAUCUAUAUGUUUAAAAUCAUUCGUGAAGUGGAAGACUGGCUCUAUUUAGAGUUUUAUACAAACUGGUUGUUUCUGGCGUUUAAUAGGAAGAGAGAGAGAGAGAGAGAGAGAGAGAGAGAGAGAGAGAGAGAGAGAGAGAGAGAGGAAGGAGAAUACUUACUGGUUCGUGGAAAACGUACGCCUAAAUCUGUCAUUAACAUUUUAUUAAACUUCGAUAACAGCCAACCACAGCACCACAUAUUAUCACAAGAAAUGUAUGAAUGAACCGGAUUGCACAGUAGAGAACAACUGUUGACCCAUUAGGAAUACUAUUAAAUUGGGUUUACCACAGCAAUCUUGGUCUGCAGUAUCUCUGCAACCAUUAAUGUCUGGGCUGUUCUCAGGAUAAGUGACGUCUGGUGCUACUAUUUAGCUAACACUAGAUGCAGACAGACACUCAAAAUUAGUUUACAAGGGUUAGCAGUGUGCUGGAAGAGUAAGUCUUCCAUUAACCCUUUGAGUACUGAUGCCAUGUAGUUAAUCAUUCGCUCAACUGCUGAGGUUCUGGCAAUAUUAUCUGCAGAUGCCCUGCAGCGGAGUAGUGCCGUCAGUGUGGCGUACUGUAGGCGUUACUUAAGGUUCUUUGUAGCAUCCUUUAUAGACCCUAGCUGCCUUUACCCCUUUCAUUUCGUUUACUGCACCUCCAUUCAUAUUCAUUUUCUUCCAUCUUACUUUCCUCAACACUCCUGACAACUGAUUCAUAAUGUAACUGCUCUGAGGUUUUCCUCCUGUUACACCUUUCAAACCUUCAUAUUCUCUAUUACCGUUUUUAGCUCUGAAUGACCUCAUAGGUCCCAGUGCCGGGCCUUUGUAAUAAAUCUUAUAUUCCAGUUCCAAUUCUGCAUACGUCAUCUUCUAUAUGAUUUACACUUUGGUAUACUUUGUAAGGGAUUAUCCCUACAAGGUGCCUUGCUUUUAUUUUCCUUGCAUUCAGAAAAUCCACGGUAACUCCAAUUUUCUGCUCAGUUUCUCCAGUACAGGCUCUGUGACUGCCUGUCGCACUGCUCUAUGCCCAGCAAACUUACCCUACCACUCACUUCUCGAAGUAAAGAUAUUCUACUUGUAAUUUUGCCCAACACAGAACCAGUAACCGUCAUCACUGCCUAACUAACUGUGGUUGACACAACCCUACGUUUCCUGGGUAAAGAAGCAGCAACUGUCUUUUUGCCACUUUUAUCUGCUGACGGCUAAUUCUCUGGUAAGGCUUCCAUGCAGAACGCUUGUAACUGUCUUUUUUGUUGAAGGAAAUGGGAGCAUCUACACAGGCAGUCAAAGUCUUGAUUAACACUACCUUGUCCAGUUUUGCCAGUGUAGAAACUAUAACAAUUGCCAAUGGCCCAACAAUAGCCAUCAUAGCUGACAAUCAUAGGCUAGGCUAACCCACUGCCUGCUAAACUUUCUAAGCGUGGCAACUGCAAUCACUAAACCUGCUUGGUACAAAAGUUGUGAACAUUUUCACACUCUUUGAAAUCUUGGUUUCGACAGACUUGUGCCAACCUCCUCCAGUUCAGAAAGGUAGAUGACUUUCUCACAGAACUACUUGCUGAGUUUCUGUUACUACAGUCAUCACUCCCACCUUUUAGAGGCUUGUUUUAUGCUCAGCUUUUCUGGUAGGGAAUCUAUAUCUAUAUAUCUAGUUAUAUCUAUAUAUAUAUAUUGCCUUGUUAUGUGCCUUUUAGAAUGUAUGAUGCAGAAAUCGUCGUCUAUUGGUUGACUCCAGAAUUCUAUACUCAAUAUUUGCUUCAGUUUUCAUGAUAGUCUCUCUCUAGUUGGUUACUGUCAACAGCUAUGCUUAGGACGAUAUCAUUGUAGAGAUGACGUGCUUUUAGGGAAAUGCUUCUAACUUUUUAAACAGAGCUACUAAUGCUUAUAUGUAAAGAUUAUCUAUUGUUAUGUUAUAGACGCAUCCUCCAGCCAAGGUGAAAAUAUUUGGUGUGAAAGUACCUUUGCCAAACAGUUUUGAACUGGGAAAGAUGAAGUAUAGGUAUGAGAAUACUCUCUCUCUCUCUCUCUCUCUCUCUCUCUCUCUCUCUCUCUCUCUC
This is a messenger RNA of Macrobrachium nipponense, 5084 nucleotides long. RefSeq names its product microtubule-associated protein 9-like. The record is from RefSeq and is a predicted model, not a curated record. The transcript has 9 exons. Gene Ontology annotation, molecular function: microtubule binding. Gene Ontology annotation, biological process: regulation of mitotic cytokinesis; mitotic cytokinesis; mitotic spindle assembly. The coding region runs from base 527 to 2794 and encodes 755 amino acids. Gene Ontology annotation, cellular component: astral microtubule. NCBI's taxonomy places the organism in Eukaryota, Metazoa, Arthropoda, Malacostraca, Decapoda, Palaemonidae.